ACAACAUUUUAAUAUACAUGACAAAGCCGAAAGAAGACCGAAAACGAAAAGUAAGGCCCUCUAACUUUUCUAACAAGACGACCAUAGCACGAAAAGAGCUGCACAAUGAGUUCCAUUGGAACUGGUUAUGACCUGUCUGCCUCCCAGUUCUCCCCGGACGGACGAGUGUUUCAGGUGGAAUAUGCCCAGAAAGCAGUAGAAAAUAGCGGGACUGCUGUCGGCAUCAGAGGAAAAGAUGGUGUGGUGUUUGGUGUUGAGAAGCUGAUCACAUCCAAACUGUACGAGAGUGGAGACAAUAAGAGAAUAUUGAACGUUGACAGACAUGUUGGUGCCGCUGUCGCAGGUUUGAAUGCUGAUGCUCGCCAUCUAGUGGAGAGAGCGAGAGAGGAGGCUUCAACCUACAGACACAACUAUGGUGAUCCCAUUCCCCUAAAGCACUUGACAGACAGGGUGUCCGGCUACGUUCAUGCCCAUACACUGUACAGUUACGCUCGUCCCUUUGGUGUGUGCAUGAUCAUGGGCUCCAUGGAGCAGGGAGGACCUCAGAUGUACCUUGUUGAGCCCUCGGGUGUUUCCUGGGGAUACCAUGGUUGCGCCAUAGGAAAAGCAAAACAAAAUGCCAAGACUGAAAUAGAAAAAUUGAAGAUGAAGGACCUAUCGAUCCAAGACCUUGUGAAAGAAGUAGCAAAAAUAAUCUACAUCGUGCAUGAUGAAGUCAAGGACAAAUCUUUCGAACUGGAGCUCAGCUGGGUGGGAGAAGUUACUGGAGGUAAACAUGAACUGGUGCCCCCUGAGGUAUUCAUAGAGGCUGAGAAGUAUGCCAAGGAGGCAUUGGAAGAAUCUGAUGACUCUGAUGAGGAAGACUUGUAACGACUGUACAUAGACUCAUCUACAUAAAAGCUCUCCGCAGUUUUUGUAUGAAAGAGAAGAGAGGAUCCACCAAAUUCUCUGUUUGUCAGUGUUACUGCAUGUGAAAUUUGUGCUUGAUUGAGAGAAAGAUUGCUGUUUGUGGAUUUGGUACAAGGUUGUUGGUUUUUUGUGAUUAAUAAAUGGAUUUGUCACUUAAAACUGAUACACAUAUUUUUGUCUUUAUCAAAUUUCAUUUAAUUAAGUUUUCAUGUUGGAGUGUUUAUUUUCUCUCACAUUUUCUUACUUCUCCAUUUUCGCUCACACAAUUACUCUACUUUAUAGUGUUUCUGUUUUUAGUUUAAUAAGUAAACAUUCAGGGAAAUUUUGUACCAGUUUGGGUUGGAAAACACAAGGGUUAUGUGUGUCUGAGAGAUAUGAACAAAAUGAUAAAUAAAUUGUUCUCUGCUUCAGACUUUAAAAAUGUGAACAUAUAUUUUGAAUUGGAGUAGAGGAGCAAAGCAUAGUGGAUUGGAGACCCAGCAGCAAGUUCUGCUAACAAUAAUGGGGAUGUGUUUUCACUGUUAAAGAUGGGCUCAGUUUUCAUGAUAUUGUCUCUUUUCAUCAUAAUGAUCGUCAUGUGGAUAUGUGAGGCAUACGAGAGGCUGUGUAAGUCAACUGGCUGCUAUGGUUUGUUUUAAUAAAGAUGGUCAUUGAUGUUGCUGA
This is a messenger RNA of Aplysia californica (California sea hare), 1572 nucleotides long. Its product is annotated as proteasome subunit alpha type-3. Gene Ontology annotation, cellular component: nucleus; synapse; proteasome core complex, alpha-subunit complex. Bases 106 to 870 code for a protein of 254 amino acids. The record is from RefSeq and is a predicted model, not a curated record. Lineage: Eukaryota; Metazoa; Mollusca; Gastropoda; Aplysiida; Aplysiidae. The transcript is spliced from 10 exons. Gene Ontology annotation, biological process: ubiquitin-dependent protein catabolic process.